GACAGACAGUCUGGGAAGGCUGAGCCUUGCGCUUGCGCAUUCCUUCUCAGCUGCCCUCCGCCUCAAUUACGCCCGCAGCCGAGUUGAGAGGCGAAUUAAAAUAACAUAGUGCGCCUGCUCAGUGCACGCCUCCGAGAGUUUGGACCAAGAGUCCAAAAGUUUGCUGGUGCACGUUGUCUACUAGCUUGCUUUGGUUCUCACGGGUGGGUUGUUGUCAGCUGCAGGUAUGCUGAGCGCUGAGCUGGGAAGAAGGAGCCGCUGCAUGCACCGUCUCUUGGGGAGCCUGUGCCCCGCUCUGUUCACCAGCAUCGGCUCCGCUCACGUCCCCUUGCGCUGCCCCCAACCCUGUCCUGGCAGCUUCAGGGGGCUGCAGCAGGGAAGCUGCGCUCCUCCAGGUGCCAAUAGUGUGAAGCCACUGGAUGGUGUGAAAAUUCUUGAUCUAACAAGAGUCCUUGCGGGACCUUUUGCUACCAUGAAUCUAGGAGACCUUGGAGCUGAAGUUAUUAAGGUGGAAAAACCAGGAGCUGGGGAUGAUACAAGAUCCUGGGGACCUCCCUUUGUUGGAACUGAAAGUGUUUAUUUUCUCAGUGUAAACAGGAAUAAAAAGAGCAUAGCAGUUAAUAUGAAGAACCCUAAGGGAGCAAAGAUCAUUAAAGAGCUUGCAGCUGUCUGUGAUGUCUUUGUGGAAAACUAUGUCCCUGGGAAACUGGCUGAAAUGGGCCUGGGAUAUGAAGACAUUAGCAAGAUUGCUCCUCAUAUUGUUUACUGCUCAAUAACAGGCUAUGGUCAAACUGGUCCAAAGUUUCAACGUGCAGGCUAUGACUCCGUUGCAGCUGCUGUUUCUGGCCUCCUGCAUAUCACAGGGCCUGAGGGAGGUGAGCCUGUUAGGCCAGGAGUAGCUAUGACUGAUCUCGCCACUGGACUAUAUGCAUAUGGAGCAAUUAUGGCUGCACUGCUUCAGCGAUAUAAAACAGGAAAGGGGAUGCACAUGGACUGCAAUUUGAUAUCGUCUCAAGUUGCCUGUCUUACCUAUAUAGCCAGCAAUUUCCUAAAUUGCAAAACAGAAUCCAAACGAUGGGGCACUGCACAUGCAAGUAUUGUCCCUUACCAGGCUUUCAAAACCAAGGAUGGCUAUAUCGUGGUAGGAGCAGGAAAUGACCAACAAUUUGCCACUGUUUGCAAGAUCCUGAGUUUGCCUGAAAUCAGUCAAGAUUCCAGAUAUAAAAAUAACCAGCAGCGAGUGUUAAAUAGGAAAGAACUUGUUGGAAUUUUAUCAGCCAGAUUUUUGGAAAAAGAGACCACCGAAUGGCUAGAACUCUUUGAAGGUAGUGGUGUUCCAUAUGGCCCAAUCAAUAGCAUGAAGCAGGUGUUUUCGGAUCCUCAGGUGCUGCACAACAGACUUAUCAUGGAAAUGGAGCAUCCAACAGUAGGGAAGAUAGCUGUUCCAGGACCAGCUGUAAGGUACAGCCAGUUUCAAGUGUCUGAACCAAGACCACCUCCUCUUAUUGGCCAGCACACAGUGGACAUCCUGAAGAAGACUCUGGGUUAUAAGGAUGACACCAUACAGGAACUUCUCAGCUCUGGAGUGAUAACUCAGCAUAAACUCAUGUGAAAGAAUUUGCUUAUAGCUCUGAUGUGGAAGAAUCUUCCUUGAAUACUGCUAGGAACUCUUUAAUUCUCAGACCUAAUAAUGGAGAUGUGAUUAAAUUCUUAUUAUUUUUGUUCAGAAUCUAAAGCAGUGAUGGCAAACCUUUUAGAGACCGAGUGCCCAAAGUGCAACCCAAAACCCACUU
Messenger RNA from Varanus komodoensis (Komodo dragon), 1793 nucleotides. It is a transcript of the gene SUGCT, whose product is annotated as succinyl-CoA:glutarate-CoA transferase. Gene Ontology annotation, molecular function: catalytic activity. Bases 227 to 1612 code for a protein of 461 amino acids. The record is from RefSeq and is a predicted model, not a curated record. Lineage: Eukaryota; Metazoa; Chordata; Lepidosauria; Squamata; Varanidae. The transcript has 14 exons.